Gallus gallus (chicken) is the source of this 3067-nucleotide messenger RNA. RefSeq lists its product as uncharacterized. The transcript has 3 exons. Gene Ontology annotation, molecular function: zinc ion binding; nucleic acid binding. Gene Ontology annotation, biological process: viral process. Lineage: Eukaryota; Metazoa; Chordata; Aves; Galliformes; Phasianidae. The record is from RefSeq and is a predicted model, not a curated record. The coding region runs from base 397 to 2094 and encodes 565 amino acids.
GAGUCUGCGUGGGUCCUCCUUUGCCCCCGCCCUUCUCUCUGGUGGCACGACGGUACGAAUGGGGGAGGGUCACAUUCCUCAGCUUGUCCCUUUCUCCAAACUGUUACCGGGAGGGCAAUUUACCUGUGUGACGGGAAGGGGUGGAGCCUGGCUCCACCUCUCUUGGACCCCAUUUAAGGGCUGACUGCCACUGAGGAGGGAUCCCUUUCAAGAGAUUAUGUCUCUUGGAGUUUUUUCUGUGAGCCUAGGACACAGCCUGCAGAUUGGGGUGAUGCCCUGCAGAAGAUCGUGGUGAUGACGAUAGUGCUGGCCAGCAAGUAGAACCUGUUUUGCGGUGGGGCCCGGGGGGACGACGGGACGCCCACAGAGAUCCGAGGUGAUGGUGGGGAACUGACUAUGGAACAUGUUCUUAAGGUACUGCUUCAGUUUUGUGAAGAUUACUUUGGCAAGUAUGCUCCGUCUAAGAAGGAUAUCCACGCAGUUAUUUCCCGGUUAGAGCGGGAGGGGGAGGUUAAAACCCCCCAUGAGAUUCUUGAUCACCGGAGGUGGGAUGAUCUCACCUCUGCGUUCGUGCAACAUAUUAUGAGUGCUCAGGAGGGCGGGUCGGAUUUAAAAACUUGGUGUCUGAUACUGGGGGCGUUGAAAGCGGCCAGAGUAGAGGGAAAGGUAUUGGUGGAGGCUCGAUACCUUUUGGGUCUCGGCAGUGGAGGCGAGACACCGGACCCGGGGGGGUCCGAUGGGGGCUCGGGAGCAGUUUCUUGCAGGAGCCGAGAGGAGACGGAGCAGCCAAUGACCGUUGGCGGGAUGGCGCCGGCUGAGCCGACCGCGCUCAGUUCAAAAGAAGACAAACAACAAGAGAGUGAAAGUUCGUUGUCUCGUCCCCCUCCCCCGUAUCCGGACCCCUCAGGCGGAAUGUUGUAUCCUUUAUCAGAAUUACGUCAGUGUUACCUGACUCAAGAGGGCGGAGGAAGCUGUGAUCUACAUGGGCAGGAUCAACUUACUGCCCACAUGGGGAGGGACCAGACAAAAGGUCCGUCCAAUGCAGACAGGGGGCAUAGCCUACCGUCUCUGGUCACUCCCAGGGGCGGUAGUGCGAGUGAUAGUGUAGAGGAGAAAGAAGGGACUGGCUUUGAGUACAGGGGGAAGGAUCAUGUGACGGACUGGAAUUGGAUUAGAUCAGAGGCUUUGGGGAAGGGUAUAGUUCCAGAGGCAUUCCUGGUGAUUGUGAGUGAUCGUGGUCCCGAAUGGGUGCCGCCUGACCCCGGGGGUGUUACGCGCCUGGUGGAAUUUAUGGAUAAAAGAGGCCUGAAAUCGCCUCUGACAUUAAAUGCACUACAAACUUUGGCUGCACUGGGGCCUCUCUUCCCCCGUGACAUCACAAACCUAAUGCGCAUGGUGCUCAGGCUGGUUCAAUAUACAUUAUGGGAGACGGACUGGAUGGCUGAGUUGGGGGGGCGUGCCGGGGCGGCAGGGGUCGGCCCGCGCCGCUCCCUGCAUGGGACCGGAAUACAGCGGCUUUCAGGGAAGGCCGUGGGAGUGGCUUCGCCCCAGGGCCAGCUAGCGAGACUAAGGCCAGGGGAGCUAAUAGCAGCCACAGAUGCAAUGGUGGCAGCGUUUAAUAAACUUGUGCAUAAGGCUGAACCAUCUGCUCCGUGCACAGAUAUUACCCAGGGCCCGAAUGAAUCCUUUCAAAGCUUUGCAGACAGGCUUUUAGCUGCUGCAGAGGGGUCUGAUCUCCUGAAACCGGCCCAAGGGCCAGUGAUCGUUGACUGCCUGCAGCAGAAAUCGCAUGACAAUGUUAAGGCAUUGCUGCGAGCCGGCCCGAGUACGCUUAAUAUCCGGGGAGAAGUUAUUCAGUAUGUCUUAGAUAAGCUCAAGGUGGCUCAUUUAACUAAUGAAGGGCUAGCCACAGCUAUUGUCGUAGCUGUUGGCCUGCAACAGCAAAGAUCGCUGCAGCAGCAAGGGCUGUGUUUCCGAUGUGGCCAGUAUGGCCAUGUUAGAGCACAGUGCCCCUGUGGGGGAGGCCAGUCAGGGCCUCCUGAUCGCAGGAAGGGCUUGCUAAAGGGUAUGCGUUGUCGGGUAUGCGGCAGUUAAACAUCAUGAAUCUGGAAAAAAAUCUGUGGGUACCAUUGCGAGAAGUAAUACCAGAUAUAAGUAACAUAUCUGCAAAAACUGAGUCUAGGUGUGAGUUUUCUACAGAAAUUCUUCGUUGGCAAACCGAAGCCAACUCUAGAACAACUGAGGGACAGACGAUGGGAUCGAGAACCACUCAUCAAGAGGAGCACUACACCUGCAAUGCUGACACUUCCGAUGUUGCUGAUGUUUAUGGUGUCCCUGGCGAUUACAGUGUGUCGCAAACAACUACAAUGGACGCAAGAACAUAUGCAGAAGAUUAAAGAAGAGCGUGAUCCCUUUGAGAGCUGACUGAUCAGACUGUUUGAGGGAACGGGUUCAUGGUUAAAGCAAUUGCUUAAAGCUCUCGCAGUAGGGUUUGCAAUCUUUGUGUCUUCCAUGCUUUGUAGGGUGCUUGCAGAAUUUCCUUCAACGACUGAUGGAAAAGACUUUUGACUAUCGUAGACUGCGUUGAAAAGUUGUAGAGGGGUUUAGGUUGUUGCGUUCAUGCUGUAACAGGGCAAGGCUUGGCCGAGCACGGGAAAGAAUUCCCUGUUGCUCUGAUGAUUGCUUAAGAAUUGUAGAAGAAAGUAGGAGGAAUAGUGUGCUGAAAUAUAUUUAGGAUUAGGCGUUUUGCGCUGCUUCGCGAUGUAUGGGUUAGGCGUGUGUGUAAGUAGUAUUUAGCUUAGGGAGGGGGAGAUGUUGUAGUAGGCGUCUUGCGGGGCUACGGGAUGUACGGGACAGGCUUCUCCCUAAGCAUAGAGAGAGAGUGCUAUCGUGCUGACCUUGAUGCAGAGAAAACAGGAGAAGAAGGAGAAUGAGAAAAGAAUGUGGAAAUGGCCAAAUAAGGCACAAUGUUAUCUGGUGUGAACCAAUCAGGGUGGGACAUGACAGCACGGUUAUGUAGGUAAAAAUGUAUAUAAGCUGUGUUUAGUAGUGAAUAGACGCCAUUUUG